Messenger RNA from Puntigrus tetrazona (Sumatra barb), 3326 nucleotides. It is a transcript of the gene os9, whose product is annotated as OS9 endoplasmic reticulum lectin. Gene Ontology annotation, biological process: endoplasmic reticulum unfolded protein response; retrograde protein transport, ER to cytosol. The transcript has 15 exons. Gene Ontology annotation, cellular component: endoplasmic reticulum lumen. NCBI's taxonomy places the organism in Eukaryota, Metazoa, Chordata, Actinopteri, Cypriniformes, Cyprinidae. Bases 36 to 2126 code for a protein of 696 amino acids. The record is from RefSeq and is a predicted model, not a curated record.
CAUUUGACAACGCUAGUUUGCGAUAUGAGAGAACUAUGGCUUCCUCCUUGAUUAAGUGGUUAAGAGGAUUAUAUGUUUUUUUCUUAACGUGUCUCUUGUCCGUCUUUGGUUUUUUGAAUUUAGAAGAAUUAAAUGAAAUGAAAUAUGGAAUACAGAUUCUGCCCGAUCCUGUUAUUAUGGGACAGAUGGAAGAUGUGAUGUUGGUCUCUAACAAAUACAAGCAGUUGUAUGAGUGUCGUUUGCCAGCUCAAGCGGUGCGUUUUCAUCAGGACCCAGUGUCAGAACCUGAUGUUCAAAGCUACAGUGGCCCCGGAGUCCCUGAUCUCCUCAAGCCCAUGCAGACUGCACCAUGCCUGGUUAAGACCAAAGACUGGUGGACUUAUGAGUUCUGCUAUGGCCAGCACAUCAGGCAGUACCACUUAGAAGAUUCUGAGAUAAAGGGAGAUGUGCUUUUCUUGGGAUAUUAUGAUUCAGAGUUUGACUGGACCAAUGAAACUGCCAAGGCAUCUAAGCAACAUAAGCUUAAGAGGUAUCAUAGUCAGUCAUAUGUCAAUGGCUCUAAAUGUGACUUAAAUGGGAAUCCCAGAGAGACAGAAGUCAGAUUUGUUUGUGAGGAGGGCUCUAGUGACUAUAUCGCAAGGGUAGAUGAACCUCAGUCCUGCCGCUACGUCUUAACAGUACACACCUCUCGUACAUGCCAGCAUCCCCUCCUGCGCCCACCUUCCACUGCCAAGCCACAAGGCAUUGUGUGCCAACCUGCUCUCAGCGCCCAGCAGUAUAUGGACUAUGUCAAGGCUCAAGUCUCUGACACUAAACGUAAAGUGGAGCAGAUCUCGGAGGAACUCAAGAACCUGGAUGAAAUUCUGUCCAAGGAUGACAAGAACAAAGGAUUGCAGAAAGACAAAACAGAAGAGAACCCUGUAGUCGAUUCAGAUGAUCCUCCACUUUCAGAGUCAGAAACAAAAGAAGGUGAAGUAGCUGAGGUGGGUUCAGUGAGUGAAGAACCUGAGGACAAGGACUUCUGGGACGGAGUUACCAAACCAGCAAGCACAGAGUCAAGCACACCUGAUUUAGAGAACCCUCAGGAGCCUCAGGACAACCAGUUACAUGAAAAUGACAUAUUCGGAGAGGAAAAAUUUAAUUUUAAAAUCAUCUCAGACCCUGCAGACCUCAUGAAAUUUGUACAACAUCUCAAAGAGAGCAACCAAAAAAACAGGAAAGCCGAACAGGAAAAAGAGAGCCAGCAGUCGUCUCAAAAGGGAGAGAAGCAGGAAGAGGAGGAGAAAAGAAAGGUGGAGGAAGAGGAAGGGGAUGAGGAUGAAAGAUUGCUGCAAGAGUUUGAGGAUGAGAUGGCAGAUCUGACCGUUCCCUCCUCCAAGAUAGAGGAGAUAAAAGAAGAGAUGCAGAAAGAGUUUGAUAACAUCAUAGAGGAAGCUCAGCAGGAGUUAGAGAAUGAAGGUCUUAAGGGCGAGUUUGAUCGCACUCAGGCUACACAAACUCUAGAGAACACACUGGGGAAACUUCUGGACCGUCUUGAAGACAAGACCGGACAUGAGAGUGAAACUGAAACAGAAAAAAAUACAGAGAUGCAUAAAAACACUCACUCACAGCAUAAGACAGAGGAAGGCUCUUCUUCUGCCAGCCCAAACCUGGUUCCCAAAACACCAGCCCAAGCGGGCAGCAGUGGUGAGCAGGUAAAGGUCAGGGUGACUAAGUAUAAGGUGGGCGGAGGUGUGGCUGCAGGAGCGGUUACCGGGGGCAACGAUGAUGAUGAGGGGGGUGUGAAGGUGAAGGAACUGGGCGAGGGCGACCCCCAGUGGCAGCAGAUUCAGGAAGUGGUCAAAGAGCAGCUAGAGAGAGCCGGCAUCAAGGCCGAAGGAAAGAUUGAGGUGAAGAUUUUAACCCGUAAAACAGCAGAGGAAGCAGGAGAUCAGUGGCUCACUGAAGAGGAUACAAAAUCAUUUAGAGAGCUUCUCAUCAACCUUCUGACGGGAGGUACGGAAGAAGUGUAUAAAGAGCAGAAAAGACAGCAAGAGUUGGAGAAUAACUACAAAUUUGUCUGGGGAGAAAAACAGGAAGACAGCCAGUCCACAGGAAACAGUGAUUCUGAUGAAGCAGACUUUUGAGCCUUUUCCUCUUUUCUCAAGCACUAUUAAACCUGAAGAAGGGCAGCCAGCGUUCUCUGAACUAGAAACUGUCAAUCAAACUGCUCUCUCAGACUGUUUAAGUCAUGUGAGCCCUGUGAGGGGGUCAGUCCACUGCCGUGAAUUCUGAUUAUCCUGUAUGAGCAUCUGUGAGUGGUUUAUAUCUUGCUUGAUUUCAAUAUUGGAUUUUUUAAAAACAAAUAUACAAAUACACACAUUUCAGUCGUGUUGCGCUUUAUGUCUAUGUGUGACAGGCUGUGACACAGAUCUCUAUUCUCUAAAGUUUGUUUUGCAAAGACAGUCUGAAUUAACAUUAUCUCAUCCUUUGACAAACAUUGAUUCUGUUUGUCUUGGCUGCUCUCCGAGUCAGAAAAUCUGGAUGUGACGACUGCCUUUGAUACCCACAGUAUGGCGGUAGAGCUUGGUGAUGAAAACUGAAUGAAAGAUUAGUCAGUGUAAUGCAAAUAGGACAAGUGUCCUGACACGAUUCGUAUUUUGUUUUGCAAAUAUGCUAAAGCUACUUUCUCCCAACAAGUUCUGAACUUCACCCCACACUACGCAAGUAAUUUAGUGCGCUGCUUCAGUUUUGUCUCAGUUCAUAUAAUUUGACAAGUUUGUUUGUGCAGACAGAGCAGUUAUAAGUUAGUUUCAAAUUUGGACAAACACUGUUGCCAAACAUUUCAGAAUUUAUUGGAAUCCAGUGCUUUUCAUGUCGCCAGCAGACAAGGGCUCUUUUUGUUGUAAAUGUUUUGAAUGAUCAUCAUACUUUAGUCGGUUGUAAAUAAUGUUGCUACAGCAUUCGGUUUGUUUGUUAAUAAUUUAAAGCAUACAUUCAGUUUCUAUUUAAAGCUGCUGUAAGCAGUUUAUUUAAAAAAAAACAACAGCUCAAAAAUCAAAAACUGGUACCACUGAAAUAUGUUUUGAGAUCAUUGCACUCUCUCUAUGAGAGCACCUGUAUUUAGAAAACAGUAAAGCAGAGAAAAAUAAUGACAGCCCAUGCGUGUUAGCCAAUCAGAACCUGGUGGCAUACCUUUGGUGCGGGACUACUUGUUUCCAAUUAUUGGACAAAUUUUCAGUGGUUUAGAAAAAUGGCUUACAGCAGCUUUAAGGUUUUCAAAGGUCACCACGAGAUGCACAACUGUACAUUUUGGUACUACUAAAUAAACAAUUCUCAGAAACCUG